AUGUCGUCGGCUGAGCGACUCGAGAAGCUCGCCAGAGAGGCCGAGGAUGAUGGGUCCUCGAUCCAGUCGGCAGCGCGCGGAGAUGACCUACCGAAGGGUUACUUCUACUCUGUAGGGUUUCUGGGGGCCAUGACAGGUUUCUGCCUAUCGGCCAUCUCGGCCUUCAUCUUCCUGUUGCUGCCGACAAAUGUAUUGACUUACAUCAACGCAGAUAUAGGCCCUAGCCCCUAUAUCGCCUGGGUCAACAUCGCGCGGACUCUCGCCCUGUCCUUCACUUACACGAUCCUCGGCCGGCUGUCCGAUCUCUUCGGAAGGCGAUGGUUCUUCAUCGGGGGCAACAUCGUCGCCCUUGUCGGCACCGUUGUCUGCGCGGCUGCUCAGAACGUCAACAGCCUGAUCAUAGGCAGCGCGAUCUACGGGCUAGGUGAGACCGCCCAGUUGAGCUUCAACAUAGCCAUCGGUGAGCUGGUGCCGAACAAGCACCGGCCGAUGGUUCUGUCGCUAGUUUUCAUGACCAACGCGCCCAUCGCCGGUAUUGGGCCCAUCAUCGCUCGCGCAAUGCUGCAGAGCCCAAACAUGGGAUGGAGAUGGUGCUACUAUCUCAACAUCAUCGUGGUUUUAAUUGCAAUAGUGCUACUAUUCCUCUUCUACCACCCACCCACAUUCGACCUUCUACACGAGCGAAAAACCAAGCGUGAACUGCUUCGCAAACUCGACUAUGCUGGAAUUUUCAUGUGGACGGCCAGUCUCACCCUGCUGCUGAUGGGAGUGAGCUGGGGCGGGACCAUUUACCCGUGGAAUUCCGCGGCGACCAUAUCCUCGAUCGUCAUCGGGGGCGCGCUCCUUGUCGCGCUCUUCACCUACGAGGCGUUCGCGAAGCUCGAGUACCCGGCCAUUCCGGUGCAGUUCUUCGCCAACCGCGGCUUCAUUAGCCUCGUUGCUUGUGCCACGGUUGCGACGAUGUCAUACUACUCCGCCGUCCUCCUGUGGCCCCAACAAGUUCAAGCCCUAUACACCACAAACAUUGCAUACGCGGGCUGGGUCUCGUGCACGGUAGCCAGCGCGACGGCGCUCGGGCAGGCGUUCGGCGGGUUCUUCGUGAGGUGGGGGGGCAACGUGCGGUACUGGAUCAUCUUCUCGACGUUCGCGAUGGUCGCGUUCGUGGGGGCGUGCGCGUCGCUGACGCCGCAGACGCUGGGGGCCGGGAUUGCGUUCACGAUGGCGGGGCCGUUCUUCGUCGGCGUGAUCGAGGUGUGCGCGCUCGCGCUCGCGCCGCUCUUCUGCCGCCCCGCCGACAUCGGGCUCGCGUCGGGGCUGCUGGCCUCGAUCCGGUCCGCCGGCGGCUCCGUCGCCGUCGCCGUCUAUAGUAGCGUGCUGGCGAACCGGCUCGCGACGACGGUGCCCGCGGUCGUCGGCCCCGCCGCCGUCGCCGCCGGCCUGCCCCCCGACCGCGUCCCCGCCCUCGCCGCCGCCCUCGUCGGCAACCGCCUCGCCGCCUUCCCCGACCUGACCCCCGCCGUCCAGGCCGCCGUCGCCGCCGCCGCGCCCGCCGCCUACGCCCUGGCCUUCCGCACCGUCUACCUCGCCAGCCUCGGCUUCGGCGGCAUCGCCAUCGUCGGUUGCCUCUUCUCUCAGGACGCCCAGAGCGUCCUCACGGACACCGUGCACCGCAGGAUGAACGGCAAGGCGUCCGGGAGCGAGAGCCGGGACAGCGUGUCUGCGUGA
Molecule: messenger RNA, 1725 nt
Organism: Durotheca rogersii
Lineage: Eukaryota; Fungi; Ascomycota; Sordariomycetes; Xylariales; Xylariaceae
Product: trichothecene efflux pump
Exons: 7
Coding region: 1-1725 (574 amino acids)
Biological process (GO): transmembrane transport
Cellular component (GO): membrane
Molecular function (GO): transmembrane transporter activity
Source: RefSeq, a predicted model, not a curated record